Molecule: messenger RNA, 2222 nt
Organism: Gymnodraco acuticeps
Lineage: Eukaryota; Metazoa; Chordata; Actinopteri; Perciformes; Bathydraconidae
Gene: tcp11l2
Product: t-complex 11, testis-specific-like 2
Exons: 10
Coding region: 657-2222 (521 amino acids)
Biological process (GO): signal transduction
Source: RefSeq, a predicted model, not a curated record
CAAGAUUCCAGCUUCUUAAAUGUGAAUAUUUUCUGGUUUCUUUACUUCACCAUGACAGUAAACUGAAUUGCUUUGUCUUUUGGAGAAAUAUAUCAAUUGUUUAAUUACAUUACAUUUGUUACAUUUGUCACCAUUGUCAACCAUUUUAUAGACAAGCGGCUAGUCAAAAAAAACAUCAUUAGUUGCAACCAGUAUUUGUUUUUGUCAUGUCAAUACAUGUCGGAUCUUGUUAUCUUGUUUUUUGUACACUGCAGCAUUUGACCUAACAUUCAGACUUCAUUAAGAGGAGUUCUUGUAAUGAAGCAGCAGAUGACUGAGUAGAUCUAAUCCGUAAUCAGUUUCCAGAACUGUACUGCUCCCAUCUCUCUCCUAUAAUCUCUGAAAAUUAGCCUUCUUUGUUGCCGUGACCUAGCUGUCGAGUCUAGCAGAUGAUGUAACGCAUGAAAGGAAGUCACACACCCCUCACCCCUUGAGCUAUCUUUAAGCUAAAAGAGCAGCGAGGGAGUGUGCGUUCAUUUUUGGCAUCAGAUAACUGAGACCAGGGACAGCCAAUGGUCACUCUGCCAGCAGUGGAUGUCCUAAACAGUGCUAGCAGAUUAGAACAUGAAGAGGCCUUCUUCAGUAAAGGUGUGACAGUAAUCCAGCUGUAACCCAAGAUGCCUCUCAAUGAUGAGCGACCUGCCUCCGCAUCCGGCGGGGAGAAGCAGGACGUGGAGUCGUCAUCAGAGCGCAGCGACAGCGUGACCUCAGCCAGCUCCCGGGAGAGCUUCACCAGCGACGACUCCAGCAAACACUGCACGCCCUCCUCAAGCCCACCCAAAACCUUAACUCUGGAUGAAGUGAUGGAGUCUGCCAGAGACCUGUCCAGUCUCCGCCUCGCUCAUGAGAUCGCCGUGAACCACGACUUCCACGUGGAACCAGAAAGCCUCCCUGAGGGCAGUCUUACUAAGCUAGUUAGAGAUACUCUCCACAAGGCCUUCUGGGACAUCCUGGCGUCCGAGCUGACCGACGACCCUCCUGAGUAUGGGCAGGCCAUCAGAUUAUUGGCGGAGAUCAGAGAGAUUGUAUUGUCCUUUCUUAAUCCGGGGGCCAAUCGGAUGCGGACACAGAUCAUGGAGGUGCUGGACAUGGACCUGAUUCGUCAGCAGGCUGACAAUAAUGCUGUAGACAUCCAGGGGCUCGCCUCCUACAUUAUCUCCACCAUGGGCAAGUUGUGUUGUCCCAUUAGGGAUGAGGAGAUCAAGAAGCUCUGCCAAAACUCAGAUAACAUGGUGACAAUGUUCAGGGAGAUCUUCCGACUGCUGGACCUGAUGAAGACUGAUUUAAUCAACUAUGAAGUCGAUACUCUGAGGCUUUUGCUGCAGAGGCACGGUGCGGAAUGUGAGAGGGAAAUGUUUCAGAGCGUUCUGGACAAAACUCCCAGUGCUUUGAAUCACACCACCUCGUGGCUCAAGUCCGCCCUGGAGGAGCUGACGAACAAUAUCCGAGAAGAACAGACUCACAAUCAGGGGAAGGGCCAGCUGGUGCCCGGGCCCUUCCAGGCCCUCAACAUCGCAUUCCUCCACAUCCUCACAUGGGAGAACAAUAAGAGCCCGCUGCCUGAGACCUUGAUGAAUGACGAGACACGUUUGCAAAAGAUCCAGCAGCAGCUGCAGCAGAUUCAGGCGGUGAACGAGGUGCUGCUCAUCAUCUUCAGCACCAUCGGGGGGGCAAUCCAGGGUCUGCCCCUCCUGUCCGACCGCCUGAAGAGGAUGACCAGUGUGCUGCUGGACGGGAUGCACAGCCCGGACUUUAACCAGGAGGAGGCACUAGAGGGCGUCAGUGCUCAGAUCUGCAGCGAGCUCAACAAGUCUUUGACAGAGAGGAGCUACCCCCCGUUGCCCCCCGCACUGCAGGCCACCCUGACAGGCCAGAUUCUCAGCAUCACUCAGAAGGACAACCCCAUCCGCACUCUCGUUGAGGACCGUGUGCAGCAGUACUUCAUGGCACUCAUCUGUGAUCCUAAACCUCAGAGCAAACUUGAACAAGUACCAGUUGGCUUGACUGCUAUCAAGCCUGAACUAGCAUUGUUGGGAGCAAGGUUCAUCUCUCUGGUUAACUACAAUAAAACAGUUUAUGGACCUACCUAUGGGGGUAUCUUACGGAAGCUGAUGUUCAGCAGCAGCCCGCCACCAGCAAACCCUCCUCAAGACACCGCCCAGGACUCAGUCACCUCCAAAUAA